CUAGCCCACCCCGUUUCGCACAAACUUAUCUCCCUCCCCCCACGCGAUUUCGCUCAAAACCACCUUUGUGAACGAACUUCACGAUACAGUCGCCAUUAGAGCUACCUGGUAAGUCAACGACGGGAUUGCCGCUUACAUAGACCAUCGAAACUCCAAUCUUUCUCAUAUUUCCGCUCUGCUCCUCCCAGAAACCUUUGAGGAAGGUAAGCCUGUUCGCGCAGGGCUUUCUUCCUGCUUUCGCGCUGCAAUUUCCCCAAUUGGAUCUCUUCCGUUUCUUCAAUCAUGUACAACGGAAUAGGGCUACAGACACCGAGAGGCUCCGGCACCAAUGGUUACAUCCAGAGCAACAAGUUUUUUGUUAAACCCAAGUCCGCUAGGGUUGACACAAGCGCCGCCGCCGGACCCGCAAAUCCAGAGGGAUCCGGAGGUGUACGUAAGCCUAAUAAAGAUAUUCUUGAGCACGAUCGGAAGCGUCAGAUCCAGCUUCGUAUUCUCGUACUUCAGGACACCCUAGCCGAUCAGGGCUAUACCGAUGCUGAGAUCGCCGAGAAGAUCGAGGAGGCGAAGAAGGUGCUGGAGAUGGAAUUGAAUUCAUCUGGUUCUAAUGAUUCCGGCCGCCCUCCAUUAAGCAAGAGGUUUUCAGAGACACAGACGCAUCAAGUUGCUGCACGUAAAGAGAAACAGAUGGAAACUAUGAGAGCAGCCUUGAAAAUUGGGGAGGACAAGAAGGAGAACAAGAAACAUGGUAACAAUAGUACUCAUGAUUCUGAGAAUGAUUCUAGACUUUCUGAUCCAGAAAGCUAUUUUAAAGACGGAGAUGACGGCAAAGAGAAGAUAGGAACUGAAAAGCAAGGGUACCCCAAAUCUAGCAAGAAGGAAAAAAGGAAUGAUGCAGAUUCUGAUUCAGAAGGAGAUUCCUUGGCUAGAGGAAGAAAAGGGCACGCUGAUUUUGACAGUGGCGAUGAAAAAGGAAACGGAAAAAAGGAAAAUUUGAUGAAACCUAACAAUUCUAGUACAAAACUGGCUAAGAACAGCUUUGAGAUUGAUAGUGCAAAGGAAAAUGCAAGCAAAAAUAAGAAAUAUGAGAAGAGAAUUAUAAGGAAAUCUUCAGAUGAAUCUGGAUCUGAAACUGAUGAUGAGAGCAGUACUAGAAGGAAGAAAAUAGAGAAAUACACAAAACCCCAUGAUAACUACAAGAAUGAUUAUUCUGACGGUGAUGGUAGGAAGAAAAUUGUGAAUAGAGAUACUAGGCAUGAUAAAGAUGGCAAGAUUGCCGAAAUGAAGCUUAAAGUUGAAGAGAAUAAGAAGAAGCGGCAUGACUCUGAUGAAGAAAGGUCUGACUCUGAUAUUUAUGGUAAGCGUCUGGUGCACGAUAAAGAUAGCAAGAUUGCCAAAUUGAAGCUUAAAGUUGAAGAGAAGAAGAAGCGGCAUGACUCUGACUCUGAUAGUUAUGGGAAGCAUCCAGUGCACAAAAAGAAGAGAAGAUAUGAUACAGAUUCUGAUUCAGAUAAAGUUCCUUUGGCUAGAGAAAGAAAAGAGAGGCUUUUGAACAAAGACCGAAGGCUUGAACCGGAGCACAGUGAUUCGGAUGGUGAUGAUAAAAAAAGAAGAGGCGGCAAGGAAGUUUCCUUGAAAAAUAACGAGUUCGCGACUGGACAGACAAAUAAAUACUCAGAUUUUGAGGGUGGAAAUGAAAAAGCAACUAAAAAGAAGCAUCAUGAAAAAAGAGAUGUAAGAGACCAUUCAGAUGAAUCAAGAAGUGAAACCGAUGACCAUAGAAGUAUUAGAAGGGCAGAACUGGAUAAAUACAGGAGGCCGACCCACAAGCACAUGAAUGAUUAUUCUGAUGGUGAUGAUAGAAAGAAAAAUUUCACUAAAGACACUAAACAUGAUAGAAACAGCAGGUUUGACCCUAAGAACUAUGCAAUUGGGGAGAAGAAGAGGCGAUAUGAUUCUGAUGAAGAGAGCUCUGACUCUGAUAGCAACAAGAGGCAUCCAGAGCACAAGAAAUCAAGUCAGGAUAGCAAGAAAAAGAAGAGAAGGCUUGAAACUGAUGACGAAAGCAGCGACUCUUAUGCUGGCAGGAAAAAAGAAACCAAAAAGAGUGUAGGACACCACAGCGCUCGAAAGAAGUUGCAUUCCAAUAGAGCUGCAAGCGAUAGCUACAGCUCAGAUUAUAGCAGUUCCUCUUCUGAUGAAAGCAGCGGCUAUAGUGAAGAGAAGAAUGACCAAAGAGGAGCACGGGCUAAGGAACUAAGAAGAAUAGAUGAUAAAUUUGAUAAGAAAGUUGAAUCCACAUCUACUGCUAAAAAAGGCUUGAGCUCGAAGGGCGACUUUGAUGCAGUAAAAGCUCGACCAGGAAAGGAACAAGACUUUGCUGAUGGUAAGUUUGCUGAUUUAUCAGUAGUAAAUCCUGAUGUGAGGAGAACAGAAAGAGAUAGCAAAAGGUAUGAUGUUAGUCAGAGGGCUGGUGAUGCUCGCAUGGGUUCUGCUGAAGAGAAACUUGAUAGAAUAAAAUAUGUCGCGGAUGGGGAGAGAUUUGGGGACAAACUAUCUUCUUCAAGAGAACUCAUUGCUGAAGAUAGACGUGACAGCAGUAAAUACAUGCAUACUAAGCAUGAUUAUGAAGAUGGUAAGAGGCAAAAGCACUCAGACAAGCAUUUUUCAAAAUCGGAAAUUAACAAAGACAUACAUGAGGGUAUAACUCGCAUGGAAGAAGAAGACGAAAAUAGAAAAGGGCCGGAGAACAGGAAGGUUUCAGAAGGUUUCUCCCUCAGAGGCAAAUAUGAUGAAAGGAAGCGGACAAGGUAUGAGGAUAAGCAGGUUCCUAAGGACCUCUCAAAUGAAAACUUUCAUGGCAGCAAAAGCCGUUUUGAAGAUGAUCCCAAUUAUGAAAGCCGUCAAGGAGGCUACAGGGAAAAACAAGGCUCAAAAGAAUGUGUCAGGAGUCAUCAUCAUGAAGGUCGUCAAAGUGGUGGUGAUUAUAAGAGGAGAAAAUAUGACGAGUCUGAGAAAUAUUUGAGAAGAGAUAGGGACGAGCGUGGGUAUGGUGACGAUAAAGGUCAUCACAGGCGGCGCUAAUACCCGACAAUGGCUUCUUUCUUUUCUUGUGAGAUGGGCAGCAAUGCGGCGUGUCGUGAGUUCUGCACUUUAUGCUUGUGAUGCUGAAUGAUUGUGUGUGAGAAGCGUUAUUCAUUUGCUAUCUUUGUGUGAGAAGCGGAAUUCUGUUUUUUCUUUUAUCUUCAUCCUGUUUUAUGACCAUCUGAUAGUUUGAUGCAUAUGAAUUAAUAGUUCUGUUAAUCCAAGACAAAUUGAUAUAUCUAUGGCUCAUUAUUGAUGCUGCAG
Molecule: messenger RNA, 3345 nt
Organism: Phalaenopsis equestris
Lineage: Eukaryota; Viridiplantae; Streptophyta; Magnoliopsida; Asparagales; Orchidaceae
Product: serine/arginine repetitive matrix protein 2
Exons: 2
Coding region: 283-3081 (932 amino acids)
Source: RefSeq, a predicted model, not a curated record